AUGGGUCGCUCGGGUGGCCUUGCAUUGUUGUGGAGAAAGGGGUUAGAUGUUGUUUUACAAUCCAUGUCUGUUCACCAUAUUGAUGUAGAGGUUCGUGGUGGUCUUGGUGAUAUGUUAUGGAGAAUGACUGGUUUCUAUGGUUGGCCGGAGGUUCAGAACCGUCAUUUAUCUUGGAGUUUGCUUCGUGAACUUGCUAGUCAUUCUACUCUUCCAUGGAUGUGUAUUGGGGAUUUUAAUGAGAUUUUGUAUGAAUCGAAAAAAAGUGGUGUUAAUGACAGAGCGGAAUGGCAAAUGUCUAACUUUCGAGAUGCGAUUAAUUUUUGUGGAUUUUCUUGUAUCCCGUUUUUGGGGUACGAAUUCACUUAUGAUAAUGGUAGGGGGGAGGGGGAAAAUUAUCAGAGUAGGCUUGACAGGGCCCUUGCUACGGUUGGUUGGAAUGAUUUUUUCCCUAAUGCUCAUGUUGUUCACUUGGAUAGAGAGUGGUCAGACCACUCUCCAAUUAAGCUCCUCUUACAUAAUCGUGAGAAUGGUAGACUUGGUGAUAAGCCAUUUCGAUUCGAACAGUUCUGGAAGUCUGCUGAUGGUUGUGAGAGGGUUGUUGAGGCGGCUUGGGGGGGUAGCGUGGAUUUGGAGGCAAAGAUGAAUAUUUGUGCAAGAGAGCUCAAGCAGUGGAGUGAUACUAAAUUUGGUGAUGUUUUUAGAGAGUUGAGAAAGAAGCGCAAGAAUUUAAAGAAGUUAAAUAGAGGGGGACUUUCGGCUACUCAGCUUGAGCAGCGUCGAAGGCUUUUGUGGGAUAUUGAGGGUCUCAUUGCUCAUGAGGAGACUUAUUGGAGGCAAAGAUCCCGGGUUUUAUGGCUUUCGGAAGGUGAUAAAAAUACGAAAUUUUUUCACCAAAGGACAUCAAGCAGGAAGCGGAGGAAUACGAUAAAAAAGUUGAAUCUUGAUGAUGGUGGUGUUGUGACGGGUGAUGAUGAUAUAGGGGAGGCAGCAGUGACAUAUUUUCGUGAUCUAUUUUCUUCCUCUAAUCCUACUCUGAUCGAUCAAGCUCUUCAUGGCUUCCAGACGAGAGUGACGGAUGAUAUGAACAACACUUUGAGGGCCAAUUAUACGGGUGAAGAGGUGAAGCAAGCUUUGAGUCAGAUGCAUCCUAUUAAAGCCCCAGGGCCGGAUGGUAUGUGUCCUUUAUUUUUUCAGUCAUAUUGGCAUAUUGUGGGUCCGUCAGUUACUAGUCUUGUGCUCAAUAUUUUGCGUGGAGCUCCAAUUCCAUCGUAUUUGAAUAAGACUUACAUUGCCCUUAUUCCGAAGAAUAAUAAUGCGGAUCGUAUGGUGGAUUUUAGACCUAUUUCUUUGUGCAAUGUGGUUUAUAAGUUAGUGUCAAAAGUCCUUGCAAAUAAGUUGAAGGUUUUCCUUGAUAAAAUAAUUGCGGUGAAUCAGAGUGCAUUUACUCCGGGUCGGUUGAUUACGGAUAAUAUUCUGGUGGCUUUUGAACUCUUCCACUAUAUGAAAAAUUUGCCGAAUAAGGGGGGUUGUAUGGCUAUGAAGUUAGAUAUGUCAAAGGCGUAUGAUCGUAUUGAGUGGGAUUUUCUCGAUGCAGUAUUAGAGAGGUUCGGUUUUGAUGAUGGUUGGCGAAGGUGUGUAAUGGGUUGUGUGCGUUCGGUUUCUUUUUCUGUUCUUAUUAAUGGUCGGCCGUCGGAUGAGUUUGUGCUAAAUAGGGGGAUUCGUCAAGGGGAUCCAAUUUCUCCGUACUUAUUUAUUCUGUGUGCAGAGGUGUUCUCUCAUUUUCUUAGAAGUGCGGAGGAGCGUGCUUCUUUGGGUGAUGUGGAGGUGAUAAAAGCAGUUCUUGAGACCUAUGAGUUUUCUUCUGGGCAAAAAAUAAAUUUUGACAAGACAACUGUUUCCUUUAGUAAAGGUGUGCCGGAAGGUAGGAGAGAAGAGGUAGAAAAUAUGCUAGGGGUUCGAAUGGUUGACAUUCAUGAUCGUUAUUUGGGGCUUCCUACGGUGGUGGGCAGGUCGAAAAAGGUGAUAACUAAAGGAGUGAAAGAGAAACUUUGGAAGAAGCUCCAAGGUUGGAAGGGGAUGGUGUUAUCUAAGGCGGGUUGGGAGGUUAUGAUAAAGGAAGUGGCCCAAUCUCUCCCUACCUACGCGAUGAGUGUAUUUAAAUUACCAUCUUCUUUUUGUGAUGAGUUGAGGUCUCUUGUGGCUCAAUUUUGGUGGGGGAAAAAGCAAGGAGAAAGGAAGAUACAUUGGCUUUCUUGGAAGAAGCUUUGUAGGCCGAAAAAGGAAGGGGGGAUGGGAUUGCGUGAUCCUAAACUUUUUAAUUGGGCCCUUUUAGGAAAACAAGCUUGGAGAUUGGUGUUGAAGCCGGGCACUUUGAUCGAACAGGUGUUAAAGGGUCGGUAUUAUCCGAAUUCUACUUUUAUGGAAGCCAAUUUGGGAGUCAAUUCUAGCUAUACUUGGCGGGGCAUUGCGGAGGCUAGGUGGGUUGUUAGAAGGGGGAUGAGGUGGAGAAUCGAGGAUGGGGAAAGUGUUCGGGUAUGGGCAGACCUGUGGCUUCCUGGUACGCAAACACAUAGGGUGUUGUCACCUCGUGGGAAUUUUGACUCGGAAUUGAAGGUCAGUGAACUCAUAGUCUCGAACACGGGUUGCUGGAAGGUUGAUGCUGUGUCGCAAACUUUUCUUCCUUUUGAGGUAGAGAGGGUCUUGAGUAUUCCGAUUAGUAAAAGGCUUCCAUGUGAUGUUUUAUGCUGGGAUUUAGAAAAGAAGGGCUCGUAUUCUGUCAAGUCGGCUUAUCGUGCCUUGUUUGAUGAUGAAUGGAAGAGGGAUGAAGCGGCUCCAACUACGGAGUGUACAGGUGCGAAGGCCAUAUGGGAUGCAAGUGAGCUAAGUUUUGUUGCUGAGAUGCGUAUGCAUACUGUGCUUGAUUGGUGGGAGUCGUGUUUUUUAGAGCUGAGUGAGAGUGAAGUGGCUGGGAUUAUUACGCUAUGCUGGGCUAUCUGGGGUGCUAGAAAUUCGAUUAUGGUGGAGGGUGUGCAUAAGCUUCCGGGUGAGGUGGUGCGCUAUGCAAGAAAAAUUGGAGAGGAACUCUCAAGUGCUAAAGGAUCUGGGGUCGUGAUGAGGAGGGGGGGAGCUGCUGCUGCUCAGUCUGUCUUUCCCUCGGUGUGGGCUCCUCCUAUGGUGGAAGUGGUGAAAGUAAAUGUUGAUGCGGGUUUUGUGGGGGAGCUUGGAUGCGGCUUGGGGGCUGUGGUGAGGGAUUCCAGGGGCUCUGUGAUAGUUGCUGGUGUGUCGCAGCAUAAGGAAAGGUGGGAUGUGAAGAUGGCAGAAGUGAAGGCUGUCCUUUGGGGCUUGGGUGUGGUGUCCGAGAAGGGAGUGCGAAGGGUUGAAGUUGAGAGUGAUUGUUUACAGGUGGUCCAAGCUUUGAAGCAAAAAGAGACAGGGAGAGGAGGGAAUAGAGUGGCUCAUGAGUUGGCUCGUUACCAACCAUGGGAGUAUGGCCAACGAAUUUAUCCUGAAAUCGAGGAAAAUACUUAUGUUUCUUUAGAAGAAGAUCUACAAAUGGGAUUGAUAAAAUUAGAUGAUUUGGACUUUCUACCUAUAGAAGUUUUCCAACAAAAGAUUGAAAACAAACUAGGAAAAAGAGUAAUGGAUAAUAAUAAUGUUGGAGAAGAAAUUAUUAAUGAAAGUAUUAACGUAAACAAUGUUAUCCAAAGACCUAGAUAUCAAGGAGAAGGAAGUUGCACACGACCAAGAUACAUACCAGGGAAGAGUACCAGGUUUAGUGUCAAGGUUAUGCCUAAUCAUAUACCUAAACAAGAAGAAGUGACUCUUGAACCUAUAAGUCAAACUGGUUCUACGCUUAAUUUAGAUGGAGUAAGAGAUAGACAAGAUGUUUUUGAUUAG
Chenopodium quinoa (quinoa) is the source of this 3897-nucleotide messenger RNA. RefSeq lists its product as uncharacterized. Bases 1 to 3897 code for a protein of 1298 amino acids. Lineage: Eukaryota; Viridiplantae; Streptophyta; Magnoliopsida; Caryophyllales; Amaranthaceae. The record is from RefSeq and is a predicted model, not a curated record. Gene Ontology annotation, molecular function: nucleic acid binding; RNA-DNA hybrid ribonuclease activity. The transcript is spliced from 5 exons.